GCCGCCCCAGCGGGGAUGUUUUGACUCGUUGGUGUGUGCGUGUGUGGCGCCAGCUUUGAAGGUUUUAUUGUAUUUUUAUUGUUUUUUAUUCACCAAAACUGAGAGCGGCGUGACGACUCGAGGGCGGAGGCCGGAGGAAACACUGCAGCACACCAGGAGGGAGGCAGGACACAAGCAAGACAAUGAGACGAGACCUUCACUCUGCAUUCACUACAGGCUCCUGGCACACCUAUGGUCUGGAGGAGUACUCCGGCCCGCCCACCAUCACUGCCGGCAUCAUCACACAGGCCAUGAGGGUGUUUUACAAGCAGUACAAAGUGGAGCUGGAGAUGACGCCGGGGCCACAACUGCUUUUCUGGACCCUCACCCUUAAGAACCUGCAAGAGCCCCCUGUCACGCGCUCAGCCUCUAAACAGAAACAACCCAUAAAGCCCAUAACACAUGUUUAUAAAUUUGCAGUCAGCAAUGAUGAGAGAUUAUUGUUUAGCAACAGAAUGCUCACCCAGAAGAUGGUAAAGCAGCUAUCAAGAUCAUUCUCAUGUGACAACUUCAAGCUUUUAAAAUUAAAAGGCAGUGAUCCAGCCAACCUUUUAAUUAUGUACCAGCAAUCAAAUAACAGGUCACCUGGUUUCUUAAAAUUACAGCAUGAAGAGUACCUGGCCAGCUUGGUGGAUCAAGUGCAUCACUGUGGCAUGUCAGUCAGCCGGAACUUGGCUGAGGAUGCAGCAGCAGCAGCAGAAAGUAAAGCAUUCCAGACAUUUGGCAGCUGCAGUGAGACCAUCCCCUGCAUGCGACAAGUGGCCCUCUCUGUACACAAUGUGCCUAUGGAUAAGGACUCAGGUCUGCCCUCCUUCCGAUGGUCUCACGUAGAUGCUGAGAUAAAUGCUCCUUCAGUCUUCCACCUGUAUAGGGAACUUGCUGAACUGAAGAUGAUAAAUGAUGUUCCUCUUUGGCUUGAAAAGAUAAGAGUGAGUGGCAAGACAAGUACAGAGGCUAAAUAUGUAUGAAAGGCUGAUACAUUUUAAAGAAAAUUACAAAAUAACAUAGUUUAAUCCCUAGAUAGAUAGAAUUAUUCUUGCUUGUGUAUGAUCUGAGAUGGAAUAUUCUCUUAUAACGAAGUGUUAUUAAUGGAUUCAAUAACUUAGUUUCUUAGUCCAGUGUAGCCUUUGUUAGCUGCAAGACUAUAAACACUAGAUACUGCUCAUUCAAACUUAACCUCACACAAUGACUGCCAUGUCAAAAAUUAUUUUACUGUAAUGAAAUACCAUUACUCUUUUCCUUCGUCAAGUGGUUAACCGUUGUUUUAUUUCUUUUUAGAUACAGAUACUGUUGUUUGUGAAAUAUAAUUCUUGAUAUUGAUACAUUUAAUGUAUUACUAUGUUUUUACUUGUUGUGAAUUAGGCAAAAGGCUGAGCUUUAAUCCCCACCAGUCAAUUCACUUUUGUUAAAAGACAUUUUCAUUUCAAUCUGGAAACAUAUGUAGCAGUCAUGAGCUGUGCAGUGUGUAUAGUACAAAGAGCAAGAUUUUAUUGUUUUUAUUUUGUUUCUUGUUAUUUAUGUUUGUACAUAGGUAGGUAUUUUGUAAUCAAAGGACUAUUUUUUAUGUGAAAGCAUUGUUACAAGGUGCACCUCACAACCUGAGAUGUUUGCUAGCUUAUUAAACUCGUGAAUAAUCCCACUCCUCCCUUACUAAGGUAAUCAAAUUUGUUAUCUUCUGCUGAUUUAGAGUAAUCACAUGUUUUGUCUUAUCCAAAUUACUUCUGGCUCAGUUUUGUUUUGAUUUUGAUUUCAUUUUAAAACUAUUAUGUUUUUAUUAACUUCACAUACUUCAAGAAUGUAUAUUUUCAUUUUAUUGUUAUUUCACUCUUGUGUUAUAACAUCCCUCUAUUCAUCAAGCUCAACAGCAUAUCUUACAUACAGUGGUUUUCCUUGUUGUCUGCUACUGUUUUUUUUUUUUUUUUUUUUUUUUUUUUUUUUUCCCCACCUGCUCGUAGGAGCUCCCACCAGGGGAUGGUCCCGGCAGAAGAGUUUCCAUCUCUCUCUAUCCAGACACUCCCUCCUUGCCUGCUCAAAGUUUCUCAAGGAUCUUUCACCCCUCUCCCUGACAUACUCCUGCACCCUAUCUCUCCCUUUCACUGUAGGUCGUCCUCUAACAUUCCCUAACUCUAUCUCACUCACAUGCACCCUCCUGGUCAUCUUGCUUUCCUCCAUUUGCUCCGUGUGGCCAAACCACUUUAAAGUCUGUCGCUUCACUUCUUCCACCACUCCACACUUCCCUUCACCCACGUGACACAUUCCAAAACACUCAUACACACUUUCAUUACUCAUUCCAUCCAUUCUACUCACACCACAUGCACUCCUCAAAUAACUCAUUUCGUCUGCCUGCACUGUAGUUUUCAUCCUUCAUAUCUUACUCAUCCAAGAUGUCUGCACUGUUCUAAGUCUAGUAUCUCCCAUUCAAUCUUAAAUACAUUCUGCAUGUACACAUCUUUCUCAUGCCAGCCCCUCCAGGUGUGGAACAUGCCCAUCUUGUUUCAGCUGUCAUAAUUAUUGUUGUUCUUAUGUAUAAUGUGAAUUGUGCAGAAAUGCUUCUUCAUCAAACUAAACUCUGUUAGUAUUUAUCAGGGCAUCUACUAUAGUUUAUGUUUUUAUCGAGGAGAAAAUGCACUCAAUGCACAGGCGCCCCUUAUCUAUGGAAAGUUUCCUGCUAGCUGAUUGGUUGAAUAUACAAUGUCUGAAUACAUAAUUUUAUUUGAAAUAUUUACCUGGUAAUGUGAACCAACACUUAUCUAUUAACUGAAAACUCUCCAUUCAAUAUAUGUUAUGCCAAUUAAAAAUGAUAACUAGUAAAGAGAUUAUGAAGUAAUGUGCUGGUAAGCAGUAAGUCUCGAUUUGUUGACAGUCACCCAAGUGAGCAGCACAAGCAUGUUUUUGGAUUCACACUACUUCAUAUGUAUUUUUACAUAUAUUGAGACAAGUUCCACUAAUAACAAACAUGUUUUUUUUCCAGAAUCUGGUCAAAUGACUCAGAUGAGAGCAUGAGUGUAUGCCUCUUAACUGUAGGCUAUUUAACCUGGUAGCAGCGGGGAUCAUGUUUCUUAAUGGUCCCCCCAAGCGAGAAAAAUCACCCCUCACACAAACCAUUUCAUAAUAUAUACCCAAGCAUUUGUGAUCAGAUUAUGUAUCAUCUAUUUUGGGGGGUUUAUAUCAUGGCACAAAUUUGGCCCGUCGCUGCUACACGGUGAAGCCACAAAUUUGGCCCAUCACUGCUACCGGGUUAAUAAACCCAUUCUGUAAUCACAAUACAUCUAAUAGAACUAUAUAUUAUUUUUCCCCAUCUCUAAUUCUGAAACUAAUGAAUAUAAUGAGUCAUGUUAAAAAAUACACACAAAGAAUCAUGCAUCAGAACACAUGCUUGUGUUGCUCACUUGGGGGACUGUCAACAAAUCGAGACUUACCACUUACCAGCGCAGUACUUCGUAAUCUUUUAUGAAGAUGGAAUAGACUUGAGUUAGUAGAUAAGUGAUGGUUCACAAUACUUGGCAAUUAUUUCAAAUAAUAUGACAUACUGACAUCAUAUAUUCAACCAAUCAGUUAGCAGGAAACUUUCCAUGGAAAAAGGCACCUCUGUAAGCAAGUGCCUUUUUGCCUAGAUAAAAAUAUAGACUAGGAUUUUUUCCAUGGGGGUCCUAAACACCUCUGGGAACUUUGCAUGGGAUUCCAGGCUGAAAUUUAGGGGUCCCAUGUAUAAUUUUGAGGGUCUAAUCCAUUGACUUCACAUACUCUGAGCUGUUUUGAGUCCUGGACCCCUGUGGCUGCUUUACAACAAGGUGCAGCAGUUUCUGAAAUAAUAUCUGAAAAUUGGCUGGUCCAAUAAUACGGAGGAUACAGGAUACCUGGAAGACUGUUUUUUGUCCCUUUCCCAAAUGCUAACUUCUGCGAGUUUGUGUCUCGUAGUUCCAAUCAGCAAAGUACCCCUGGUGCUAGUGCCAAACCAAUAGAAUCCUUUAUUGGUGAUCAAAUAAACUGAUAUGGAAUAAGGUUCAUUGCCAAUCACUGUAUUAGAUUGUCAAAACAGGAGGUAUCAUUAGCAUUGGCUUGCACAUAAAGUGUGCACUCAGUGUAUCAUUGAUGAUACACCAGGAAUCAGUAAUGCGGCAGCAUGCAGUUAAGAGAUGGAUUUAUAUAUGGGCAGAUAAGUGGCUUAAUGAAAAGGGGCAAAGGUGGGCCUAGGAGGGUCCUGGACUGAAAAGAUUACUUUUAAAAAAUGUGUCAUCAAAAUGCCAAUACAGAAAUCACUGUUUCCCAAACCAUUUUUAUGCGUAUUUCACAUGAGGCCUUAGGUUAUUGUGGGCCCUGGUUAUUUAAUGUAUCCUAUUUCAUAUUAUUUCCCUUGGCACCUUCUUCAAGCUUGUCAAGCAUUGGUAAGUGUAGUAGUAGACAUCUAAUUAUAUCCGUGUACACUGUAUCUUUUUUAUUUGGCAAGAAAUGUAUACUAAAAUUUUAUUGAACUGUCUAAUAUGCUUUAGCAAAUGCCUUGAGGUUUUGACAAAUAAAGCAAUGAUACAACUGAUCCAGCUCAUGUUUGAUGCAAACACUCAUGGCAUUGACAUACUUAGGAUGACUAAAUAAAACAGUAUAUACAU
Messenger RNA from Eriocheir sinensis (Chinese mitten crab), 4646 nucleotides. RefSeq lists its product as uncharacterized. NCBI's taxonomy places the organism in Eukaryota, Metazoa, Arthropoda, Malacostraca, Decapoda, Varunidae. Bases 183 to 1007 code for a protein of 274 amino acids. The record is from RefSeq and is a predicted model, not a curated record. The transcript is spliced from 6 exons.